Hevea brasiliensis (rubber tree) is the source of this 1334-nucleotide messenger RNA. RefSeq lists its product as uncharacterized. The record is from RefSeq and is a predicted model, not a curated record. Bases 137 to 889 code for a protein of 250 amino acids. Lineage: Eukaryota; Viridiplantae; Streptophyta; Magnoliopsida; Malpighiales; Euphorbiaceae. The transcript is spliced from 7 exons.
AAAAUAGAUGCUUCUACAAAGUACAAGCCGUCACCGCAAAAUUGAACAUUAUGCUGGGUUCCGUUGAACUAUGAAAUCAAGGAUACGCUAUCCAAAACCUGUGUUAUAGAUUCUAUCCGAAUUUACCAUUUUUGCCAUGACUUCUCUGCUUCAAAUCUCCAUCUUAAACACUCUUCACGAUGACGUAUGCAAGAAAUUCAUUUAUUCUCACUCUCUACCAAGUUCAAGGAUUACUUCUUUUAAUCGAAACAGAUCUAAAUUGAGGGCGAAUAGAGAGAAAUGGAGUUUAUUGGAAAUGGGGAGGGGGAAAGAUGGGAUUUUGGUAAAACAUGAGGUGUGGAAAAGGAAGAGGAGGGUGGUUUUGGUGAGUUUUAAUCAGGGCUUUGGGUUUAAUGGUGGUGGCGGCGGCGGCGGCGGCGGUGGUGGAAGAGAUAACAGUAGCACUAUUAGACUUCUGGGUAAUGUUGCUUUGGCAAUUGGCUUGACUUACCUUUCAAUGACUGGGCAGCUUGGUUGGAUUUUUGAUGCUAUUGGCUGGGUUUUAGACUUGGUUAUUUCUAUUUGGCUCCUGGCAGUACUAAUACCUAUUGUUGGUUUGGGAGCUUUCCUCUGGUGGGCAGGACGGGAUAUACUUCAAGGCACUUGCCCAAAUUGUGGAAAUGAUUUUCAGAUUUUCAAAUCCACUCUGAAUGAUGAAUUGCAGUUGUGCCCCUUUUGCAGUCAACCGUUCUCAGUAGUGGAAGAUGAGUUCGUGAGGGAUUCUGUAAAAUUCUCCAACAGUUCAACAACAUUUGGACAGGCAUUUGGUGACUUCUCUGCUGCUUCCAAGAACGGAAAGGAUUCUUCUUCAGUUGUUGACAUUGAAGCAGAAAUAAAAGAUGCAGACUGAGGCCUUAAAUAAAUGAUGCAGAAUAGGGCCUCAGACAGAAUACUAUGCUGUGGCAUUUUGCAUUUUAUUCAUCUCCAUCCUACUUAUCAUCCAAGUUAAAGAGCAGGUGAUGGUGGAGGACCUUUGCAUGAUCAACUGGAACAACCCUGAGUGCACAGCCAUGAUAAUGCAGGAGUAAUAACUACCCAAAUUAAAAUGCUGUAUUCUAAAAUUUUUGCAAUGUUACAUUUUCUACUGGAGCUCAGUAGACUAGCCUGUAUAUUUUGCUCGCAUAUCUUGUUAAUUUUCUUGUUACUCUGAGCUGUGAUGUUCUGAGCUUUUAGGACAAAAACUAGAAAUUGUUUACAGUUGUAAAAACUUGUGAAUUGCUGUCUGUAGACAUUUUGAGUUUACAUUUUCAUCCAGAAUUGAAUAUUGUGAGUAAAAGAUUAGUUACCCUUGGUUA